Molecule: messenger RNA, 1152 nt
Organism: Knipowitschia caucasica
Lineage: Eukaryota; Metazoa; Chordata; Actinopteri; Gobiiformes; Gobiidae
Source: the annotation of a GenBank genome assembly
AUGUCCCGGUUUGUCGGUCACAGAGAAGCUUUUUUUGUGCUCUUACUGGUCUUGGCGACUUGUGUGACCUCUCAAACCACCGCAGCCUUUGCAAACCGCACUGAAGAUGGCUUUCAGAAUGCGAGUGUGUGGUUGGAGGAUGGGAUCGUGCCAGCAGCGCGCACCAAAGUCAGCCAGAUAAUUGCCCGUGAGGGGACCUGUGUGCUGAUUGAUUGUAAUGUCACCGGAGAGCCCUUCCCGAGUGUGCGCUGGUUCAAUUCCCACGGAGAGAAGCUGGACACCGACAACGGUGGAAAGUGGUGGCUGCUGGAGGACGGCGUCUUGAACAUCACAGACAUAGAGUUCUCGGACCGCGGAAAGUACACGUGCGUGGUCUCCAACGUCCACGGCAGCUCCAACUGCACGGUGACCCUGCGCGUGGUCUUCAUCAACGGGGACAUGGGCGUGUACUACAUGGUGGUCUGCCUGGUCACCUUCACCAUCAUCAUGAUCCUCAACAUCACACGGCUCUGCAUGAUGAGCAGCCACCUCAAGAAAACCGAACAAGCCAUCAACGAGUUCUUCCGCACCGAGGGAGCUGAGAAGCUGCAGAAGGCCUUCGAAAUCGCCAAACGCAUCCCAAUAAUCACCUCAGCCAAGACUCUGGAGCUGGCGAAGGUGACGCAGUUCAAGACCAUGGAGUUUGCGCGCUACAUCGAGGAGUUGGCGCGCAGCAUCCCGCUGCCUCCGCUCAUCAUGAACUGCCGCACGCUGAUGGAGGAGCUGCUGGAGGUGGUGGGGGUGGAGGAAAUGCGGCACGCGGCCGGGCGCAUCGCCAUGGGGCCACGGGACGUCUUCGGCAUCCUGCAGGAGCGGCACGAGCCCGAGGCGCCGCCUCAAGAGCGCAGCCAGUCUCCAGCCGCCGACUCGGACAACUCCUCCAUGCACGACCAGCCGCAGCACAUGGCCAUACAGGUGUCGGUGCACCCCCCGCUGGUUACUGGGGAGUACUGUGGUAACGAGCAAGAGCAAGCCCCGCCCACUACGCCUGAUGUAGCUCCGCCUCUCUCUCCUCCGCUGCCAGAAGAGACGCCUGCAGAAGAAGCACCGCCGUCGCCUCCGCCUCCGCCGCCUCUGCCUCCAGUUCAGGUGUUCUACGAGAGCCAUGUCUAA